UCCCACAACACGUGGGGAUUAUGGGAACUACAAUUCAAGGUGAGAUUUGGGUGGGGACACAGACAAACCGUAUCACAUCCUAAACCCUUUGCAUGAGUGAAAUUGAAUGUUGGCACACAACGUUUCACCUUUUGGGAGCUAGCCUUUUCUUGCUAGGGUAAAAGAAUUCAGGUAUUAAUAAAACUAAUGUGAUUAUAUGGAAAGAUUAUACAGUAUGGAAGGAACAUUUUAAGAACAUGAGGUUAGAGAUUGUGCCAUGUUUCUCUUGUGGACAAGAACAUAGGGGCCCAUAAAUGGAGAUUCCUUGUUUUCCUUUAACCUUCAUCUAAUGUGUCUUAGGUAUUACAUCUCAGGAUGUAAAUGAUAAGAGGCCAUAUUUAUGAAAGGACUAAUAUUUUUGUACUUAUCUUAGUGUCUGAAGGAUGUAGGCCUGGUAGUUCCUCAUACGGAGUAGGGUGAGGCCCUAGUCACUGUCUACUGUUAACCAAAAGAGGUGGGCAGGAACCCCUGGCCUACACACCUUUGCCAUUGUAGGAAAUAUAGCAUAGGCAUUACAUCUAAAGCAAGCUUUCCUAAUAUUACUACCCUGUUCCUAACUACCAAUGGUUCUUUUUUUUUUUUUUUUUUUUUUGAGAUGGAGUCUCACUGUUGCCCAGGCUGGAGUGCAGUGGCGCGAUCCCGACUCACUGCAGGCUCUGCCCCACGGGGUUCACGCCAUUCUCCAGCCUCAGCCUCCUGAGUAGCUGGGACUACAGGCGCCAAUGGUUCUUUAUUUAUGAAAAGCCCCUUGUAAAACCUGGUUCAAGUAAAACAUUUUGUGAUUUAUUUAAUUGUUGCAUAUGAAUAAAUAUAGUUUUUAAAAAGUAUCAGAUGAAAAUGUAUAUCUAUGAACUUACCACUAUACUUAGAAGUAAAGUUAUCAACAUCUUUCACUCCUCUACAUAUUUCUCCUUUAACCCAUUUUUCUGGUCCUUCUUAAAAGUAAUCACUCUUAAAUUUUGUGCUUAUUCUGUUGUUUUAAAAAAUAGUUUAAACAAAUAUGUGUGUACUCCUAAACAUAGGUUACUUUUGCUUCUUUUUGAGAUAUAUUUAAAUUUUAUUGUGGUCUACAUAUUCUUCAGCAGUUUGUUUUUUUACCCAAUAUUAUGUUUCAUCUGUAUUACUGCAUUUACUAUCCCUAGUUGAUUCACUUCCCUGAAGUACAAUAUUCAGUUGUGUGGCUAUACCAUAAUUUAGUUAUUCAUUUUGUUGUCAGUAAAAUUUGGGUGAUUAUCAGAUUUUUUUCUAGCAUGAAAAAUGCUACUAGGAACAUUCGUGUAUGUGUCUAAUGGUAUACACUUUCAAGUGUUUUUUUAUAUAUGUGAGAGUAGAUUACUUGGACCUUGAAGAUGAACAUGCUAUCUUUUCCAGAUACUGCCAAUUAUUUCAGCAAGAUAUGAGUUCCCAUCAUUUUAUAUUUGUCAGCAUUUGAUAUUUCCAGGCCUAGUGAUUUCCAGUCAUUUACUGGAUAUAAUAUGAUUAUCUCUGUAGGGAGUUGAUUUCCAUCUCCUCAAUUACUAAUAAAGUUAAAAAUCUUUUCAUAUGUUUUAUUGCCAUUUUUAUUUCUUCUGUAAAGUACCUACUCAUGGCUUUUUCUCAUUUUUUGUUUGUCAUCAUUGAAUUAUAGGAGUUUUGAGAGAGUGAGCAAGCUAGUCUGUGUGUGUGUGUGUGUGCGUGUGUGUGUAUCUCCUUAAUGUGUUAUAUGUGAUUGGAACUUCUUCUCCCACUUUGAUGCUUCCUUUCUUCCCCACUUGUUUUAGGUAUCUUCUGAUGAAGUGGAGUUAUUUAUGGUAUGUUCUCAGGAGCUACAAUUUUUAAUUUCAAUGUAAUCAGUGUUUUUAAUUAUCUUAUGUUUAGCUCUUUUGGGUCAUGCUUAGGAAAUUCUUCUUAAAUUUCAUUGAUAACAGUCUUCCAUACUUUCUUCUAAAGUCUUAUAUUUUGGCCUUUCAUAUUUAUUCCUUUAAUCCACCUGGAGUAGAUUUUUUUUUUCCCUCUGUAGAGUUUGGAGUAGAGAUUUUAUUUCCUUUUUUUUUUUUUUUUUUUUUCUUUUUUUUUGAGACAGAGUCUUGCUCUGUCGCCCAGGCUGGAGUGCAGUGGCACUAUCUCAGCUCACUGCAACCUCCACCUCCUGGGUUCAAGCGAUUCUCCUGCCUCCGCCUCCCGAGUAGCUGGGACUACAGGCAUGUGCCACCACGCCCAGCUAAUUUUUUGUAUUUUUUUUAGUAGAGAUGGGGUUCCACCAUGUUAGCUAGGAUGAUUUCGAUUUCCUGACCUUGUGAUCCGCCCGCCUCGGCCUCCCAAAAUGCUGGGAUUAUAGGUGUGAGCCACCACGUGGCCUCAUUUCAUUCUUUCAUGUGGAUAGGCAGUUGUUCCAGAAGUAUAUAGUGAGGAGCUUCUUCUUUCUCUAAUGAUCUGCAAUGUCACCUUCAUCAUUUAUGAAGGUUGCACAUAUACAUGGGAAUUUUUUAGUCUGGCAUUAAAUGUUCUUCAAAAGAGUUCCUGCAAACGUUUUUGUUUUUAUUUCCUACUGUUCCCUUCACGUACUCUCUACUGAACUAAACUCUGUAAUGUGUCUCGAAACUGUCCCACAAUUUUCCUUGUCUUAAGAGUUUAAUGCUUUCAUACACCUCUCACAUUCAGCCUUGUGCUAUUGUCUUAGGUAUAUUUAUUUCUCUUUUGCUCCCAAUUAUGUUGUAAACUUUUGGAAGCAGGAAGGAUAUAUUGUUCAUCUUUGGUAGCAUUAAACAAUGAAUACAGUGUUUUUUACUUAAUAGAUAUUUGGUAAAUCAUUGAACUAAAUUGGGGUUUGGAAUUGAAGGUCUUAGAAAUUACCUGACCACUCCCAUUAUAUUUGCCCAUCCAUGAUCACUGAGAUUUAUAGAGAUUAGAUGCAAUGCCCAGUUUCACAUAUGUUUUUGCAUCACUGUCUCUUUUUUUCUUGAGCUUAUUCCAGAGUGUCUUUUAAUAUCCAUUCCAUGAUCAAAUGGCUGAACUAUUAAAAUGCUGUCCAGAAGUGUAAAGCAAUAUGAAGAUGCUAGAAAAGUUGAAGAGACACAUAUAUGGUAGGUCCAAGACCAUUACACUUACUGAGUCCAUUACUAAAAAUGAUGUUCACUUAACAUCAAAACACUCAGGAUUACCCAAGCACAAUAUACUGAUUUGCACCUCUGCCUUUGUUCAUGCCCCUUGUUCAGGAGAACUGCUUUCAUGUGCUACUGUCCAUAGAUCUUCUCUAUCCUUACAGAUUAAUUUCUUCCUUUUGAAUGCUAUGUUUCCAUACUUUGACAUUCCUUCUGCACCAUUCAGACCAUAUUUUAGUUCUUUUUUAUGGUAUCUCUCACUUUUGAUUGUCACCCCUUAAGUCAAAGACAAUUUUUUCAUCUGUGUCUUCUCAACACCCAGCACAGGGCUAUGUUUGGUAAAAAUUAGGUAUCCAAGAUGUACUAAAUGAAAAAAUCAAAGAAGCAAAAAUUUUUGAAAUUUCAAAUGAGCUUAUAAAUAAGCUCUGUUAUGUACUUAUUGUAAGAAGUUUGAAAAUAGAGAAAAGUAUUAAAGAGAACAGAAAUCUCUAAAAAAUCCCAAAAUAACCACCUCAGGGGAGUUCUUAAGUUAGAAGCCACAUCUCUCAUGGUACCCCUGUUGAUCUGCAGGUCUCUGCUGGUUUCUCUUAGUCGCCACCAUUUUGGAAGAGGAACAUCCAGUCACUCAAGUGCUAAACUAACACUCUAGCGUUGCUCUUCUUAUCAUCUCAGAAUGUUUGCUUCCUGGUAACUGGUGCUAAGUAUCUUGUAUGUUCUGUUACACAUCUUCAAUGCUUUGGAUAAUGUCAAAAUACCACAUAGUUGUUAUUUUUAACAACUGGUCAUCCUGAGUAGACGCACCCAUCCAUCAUAGUGACUCAAGGCCACCAGUAGCAAGCUCUUCAGAAAAGUUAUGGAGUAGUACUUUGUGUUAAAUGAGCUAAUUAAGAGACACAAACCAACAUCAUUUUUUUUUAAUCUCUCAGGAUGAGGAUGUUGUGUGGAUAGAUUACUAUUCUGAUAUUUAGAACAGAGGUUUGUUUGUUUAAAAAUUGUAUUUAUUUAAUCUCCCAAAACAACUGAGAAGGCUGGUUUUUCUACUCCUGGUAUGCUACCAUAUACUAGAUUUGUCUCAGCAUCAGAUCUUGGCUAAUAUGAGCUCUUCUGACAACUGUAGACACAGAGAAAUUGGGGUGUGUUUAGUUAGAAUAUUUACUGUUCUUAUGUGUGUUGAGAAUAUCUCAGUUGUGGUAUAGCCUCACCUCUAAGCAAUGACAUCAUGACAUAUAUUCAAAUUAUAUUCUGCUUUUUUUGUCUUAGAUAGAAAUAAACAAUUACAUGGAAUUUUCAUAGGCAAAUUAAUUAAGAUGAGAGCAAUCAGUCUUUGCCUAGUCUCCUUCCCACCUUCUUCUCAAAGUGAUUUAUUAAUAAACUGCAUCUGAAAUAAUUAAGAGGUAGAAAAUAAAAAUCUGAAGACCAUAUUUCAUAGCAGACUUCAAUUUUAUAUGAAGGUCUCAAUUUAUUCAUUCCUCCAUCACCACCAUCUUUCAUAGCCAAAGUACUCAUCUCUAAAUGGAAGGUUUCUAAAAUUCCUCAUCUAUAGAAGUGCCUUCCCCUAUGUGUAUACACACAUACAUGGUGUUAGUGUUUUGUAGCUAAUGGUUCCCUAUGUAGCACGUUGAAUGUGUGUUUAUAUUUCUUCAUAAAGCACCUCGAUGGCAGGGACUUGUUAUUUUCUAAAUCUUUGUAUACUUGUUUGGGACAUUUUAGUCACUGAAGGAAUAAUAGAUGAGUGGAUGAAUAGGUACCAACUACAAUGAAUAUUUGUGGGUUAAUUGAGCUCUGACUGCAUAACUUUUUUUAAUAUACUUUAAAUUCAGGGGUACCUGUGCAGAACAUGCAGGUUUUUACAUAGGUAUACAUGUGUCAUGGUGGUUUGCUGCACCCAUUAACCCGUCAUCUACAUUAGGUAUUUCUCCUAAUGCUAUCCCUCCCAUAGCCCCGAACGCCCUGACGGGAGUUUUAUGUGAUAAUAUGAGUGUCUGCUAUGGGCCAUUCAUUGUGCUAGAUGCUUACCAUAAAAAUGUCUUCAUUUGUACAAUAACCUUAUAAAAUGAACAUUAUUAUGUGCUUUACAAAAAAAAAAAGAAACUAAAACUCAGGUAUAUACUUUCCUAAGUCCAUACUUCCAAGAAGUGGAGCAGGAAGAAUUUGAACACAGGGCAGCCUAACUCCAACACAUAUGUGCUGUCCUGGUAUCAUAUCAAGGUGCUUCUAACUUCAUAAUGAAGAGGAUGGACAUAGAAUUGUCCAGGAUUCUUUGGAUAUAUUGGAUAUAAUAUGCCUUUUAGACCCAGCUGUAGUUUGUUUUCCAAAGUAGCUAUUCCCAGCUUCUCCUUAGCCACUAGAUACGGUAGGGAGUUCCCUGAGCAAAUACAUACUGAAAUCCAUCUUUUUGGUUUUGUUUUUGGCUCUCCUGCUCUUUUUUUGUUUUUUUUUUUUUUUUGUUUUUUGUUUUUUUUUGACUGAGUCUCACUCUGUUGCCAAGCUGGAGUACUGCGGCAACGUCUCGGCUCACUGCAACCUCUGAUUCCCUGGUUCAAGCAAUUGUCUUGCCUUAGCCUCCUGAGUAGCUGGGAUUACAGGCACGCACCACCACGCCCAGCUAAUUUUUUUAUUUGUAGUAGAGACGGGGUUUCACCAUGUUGGUCAGGUGAUCACGAUCUCCUGACCUCGUGAUCCACCUGCCUCGGCCUCCCAAAGUGUUGAGAUUACAGGCGUCAGCCAACGCGCCCAGCCUGGCUAUCUCUUAUAUUACCUGUUUAUAGAUCACAGUUUUUCCUACUGUGUAACUGUCCUUGGGCACAGAUUCUGUUUCCCCAUUCGGUGCCUAAAUAGCACAGAAAUGAUAGAGUCUGGCUCUCUGGGGCACUGGUCUGCCAGCAGGCACCCUACUAGUGUUAUGCUGGCUGAUGACUGGACUCUAACUCUCACAGUGCUUGCUGUUUCAGGGCCUGAUGCUUUCUGUACAUCCAGAGGACUAGGUUUAAAAUUGCAAUAGUAAUACCUUUUCCAUGGAGUCAGUGUUAUGUAUGACAUGACCUUGCUUUGGGCAAAGAUUAUGCAUGCAUUGAUAUACAAACGAAUAAUAGUUGGUGGUAUGAAUUAUACGCCAAAUUGUCGCCUCAGGUAAAAUCAGUAACCUGCAUUUCUAACUGAGCUUUUAUUGCCAGAGACUCCCUAAGACUAUUGACACCAUUGGUCAGUAUUACCGCAGGAGAAUUCAUACGUAUUUAACACACCCAUGCACCUUGCUAGCCAGAUUGCAGAUCCUAUUUUAUUAAGUUCUCAAAGGGAGAAAAGUGACAUUGCAGAGAGGAAAAUAAAAGUAAAAGUGAUUAAGUAGCUUUCCUGAGUCAUAACAAAUUGUGAGCAAUGGAUCUAAAUUUAUUCAUUUUCAAUUCAUUCCAAAACAAUGUAUGGAGUACAUUUAUUGUAUACACAUGUGUCUUAAUCCAUUCGUGGUACUAUAACAAAAUGCCUUAGACUUGGUAGUUUAUACAUAGUAGACAUUUCUUGCUCAUGGUUUUGGAGGUUGGCAAGUCCAAGAUAUCAAUGUGCCUGAGAUUUGAUGUCUAGGAGGGCUGCUCUCUGCUUCCAAGAUGAUGCUUUCUUGCUGCAUCGUCACAUGGAGGAAGGGAGGAACAGUGUUCUUACAUGGUGGAAGGGCAAAAAAAGGGACACACUUGCUGCCUCAACCCAUUUUAUAAGGGGGCAAAUCCUGUUUCAUCAGGGCAGAGCCCUCAUGGCCUAAUUACCUCCCAAAGUCUCCACCUCUUCAUAUGGUUGCAUUGGGGAUUAAAUUUCAACAUGAUUUUUAGAGAGACACAAACAUUCAAACCAUAGUAAUAUGUUAUUUUUAAAAGAGACAGUAGAGAAUAGUGGCAGAGCACACAGUGUGGGGGAUCAGACUACUUGAGUUAGGAUUCACUUUUUAGUACUUAUGAGCUGUGUGUCCUUAGGAAAAUAAUUGAACCUUUCUGUGUUUCCGUCUCCUCAUCUGUAAAAUGGGGAUAAAUAAUAGUACCUACCACAUCAGGGUGUUGUGAGGAUUAAGCAAAUUAAUAUAUGCAAAGUAUUUAAAAUAUUUAUAAUAGAUAAUAUUUUAUCUACAUUUAUUAUUAAUACUACUGCUGCUGCUGUAUUUGAGACACUGUGCUGGAAACUGAGAUCUAGAAAUAAAAGCGACUAUAGCUGCCAUCAAAGAUCUUUCAGUUUAGCAAGGGAGAUGCCAGAAUAAACUCUAUAAGGAAAAGUGGGAAAUGCAGGGAGUGAAACAUCUCAGAGUGCUAUGGCAUCACAGCCAAGAGCCUCCCGAAUCUUUGAAGUAGGAGUUUACCCAGAGGAAGUGAUCACUGAUCUGUGUGGUGAAUUUUGAGUGGGAAUCAUGCAGAGAAGGUUUGAGAGACAGGUGAUUCAGGGCAGCACCAAGAAGACCAAAGCCCGUUAUCUGGAGAAGUACUCUUCCCCCUGGCUGUUUAGGUCUGUCUGGGAAGGUGCAUUCAACAGAAAACAAAACCUUAUAUUCCAUGGAAAAAGGAAAAAGAUAAAUGUCCUUGGGAGCAGUUAAGUGUUGGUUUGUUCUGUGGUGUUGAGCUCUAAACUCCAGUCCUUUCGAUAAUGUAAUUCCUAACAGUGGGGUGGAGAAGGCAGAGAGAAGAAAAGCCAGUGUAUUAAAGAAAAGGCUGUGGAUUUCUGAAAGGAAUGAGAAUUCACACACCAAGGAAGAAUCUUCAGAGAAGGGAGAGGAGGUGGUUGGCAGUGGCUGGCUGGUAGUUAGGAUGGAAGGGGAUUGGGGAGUGGACACAGAUUUUACCCACAUUGCAGUACUUUCCUGGGCAGAAGUGAAUGCUGGCUGGACGUGAGCUACCAUAAUAGUUGUUUGGAAAAGAAUUGGUUCCAUCAGAAGUAGACGCCAUGCAGAUUUGAGCUGAGGCUGCUGCCUCGUGUUUUAUUUUCCAGCCGUGGACUCCAGGGUGCUAUAUAUUAUUACUCUAGAUGCAGUAACUACUCCCCAUCACGUUGGUAGUUCAUUUUUACCUUUUCCAAGUGAACACUUUAGUCAGACUGAUUUACGUUUUUUCCUCCUCUCUGAAAUAGAGGAGUGCUCUUUAGCACUUUUACCCUUUGAAAAUAUAAAAUCACUCAAGGGCUUUCAUAUUUUCAAAGGGCAGAAGCAACUUUAGCGAGAGAGAAGAGUGCAAAAAGCUGACUGAUCUUUUUUUUUUUUUUUAAAUGCUGUAAUGAAAACAUGUAGAAGACAUAUCCUGCGGGCCAGUGUAUGUGGACGCUGGUAAAAAGGUGGAGGAAGUGGGGAGGGGUGAGAGGGCAGGGAAGGGUACACAUUUGGAAAGUGAAACUGUUCCGCUGUAGCUGGAAUUUGAUUUUUAUUUUUUCCUUUUAAAGUCACUGGAGGAGAAAUAGUCCUUAUCAUUUUUCCCCCCAGGUUCAUGCUAGGAUACAAAUAAAAAAGUGUCUCUGAAGAUUUUAAUUGAGAAAACGACUGCCUCCUUCUUUGGCAAUGAUUUGCCAAAUCUCUAACCGCUGAGAAUGAAAUCAACGCACCAUCAGGAACUUGCCAGUGUUAUUCCUGAGUGAAUUUUGCCUUCAGAGUGACAGGUAUAGUUAUGUCUUCUCGAAAGUGCAGAGGGAACGGUUCACCUGUCAGGAACUGACAAUGGCGAAGCCCUUCCCGAAUCCAUCCCAUCAGCUCCUGGGACACUGCCUCAUUUCAUAGAGGAGCCAGAUGAUGCUUAUAUUAUCAAGAGCAACCCUAUUGCACUCAGGUGCAAAGCGAGGCCAGCCAUGCAGAUAUUCUUCAAAUGCAACGGCGAGUGGGUCCAUCAGAACGAGCACGUCUCUGAAGAGACUCUGGACGAGAGCUCAGGUUUGAAGGUCCGCGAAGUGUUCAUCAAUGUUACUAGGCAACAGGUGGAGGACUUCCAUGGGCCCGAGGACUAUUGGUGCCAGUGUGUGGCGUGGAGCCACCUGGGUACCUCCAAGAGCAGGAAGGCCUCUGUGCGCAUAGCCUAUUUACGGAAAAACUUUGAACAAGACCCACAAGGAAGGGAAGUUCCCAUUGAAGGCAUGAUUGUACUGCACUGCCGCCCACCAGAGGGAGUCCCUGCUGCCGAGGUGGAAUGGCUGAAAAAUGAAGAGCCCAUUGACUCUGAACAAGACGAGAACAUUGACACCAGGGCUGACCAUAACCUGAUCAUCAGGCAGGCACGGCUCUCGGACUCAGGAAAUUACACCUGCAUGGCAGCCAACAUCGUGGCUAAGAGGAGAAGCCUGUCGGCCACUGUUGUGGUCUACGUGAAUGGAGGCUGGUCUUCCUGGACAGAGUGGUCAGCCUGCAAUGUUCGCUGUGGUAGAGGAUGGCAGAAACGUUCCCGGACCUGCACCAACCCAGCUCCUCUCAAUGGUGGGGCCUUUUGUGAGGGAAUGUCAGUGCAGAAAAUAACCUGCACUUCUCUUUGUCCUGUGGAUGGGAGCUGGGAAGUGUGGAGCGAAUGGUCCGUCUGCAGUCCAGAGUGUGAACAUUUGCGGAUCCGGGAGUGCACAGCACCACCCCCGAGAAAUGGGGGCAAAUUCUGUGAAGGUCUAAGCCAGGAAUCUGAAAACUGCACAGAUGGUCUUUGCAUCCUAGAUAAAAAACCUCUUCAUGAAAUAAAACCCCAAAGCAUUGAGAAUGCCAGCGACAUUGCUUUGUACUCGGGCUUGGGUGCUGCCGUCGUGGCCGUUGCAGUCCUGGUCAUUGGUGUCACCCUUUACAGACGGAGCCAGAGUGACUAUGGCGUGGACGUCAUUGACUCUUCUGCAUUGACAGGUGGCUUCCAGACCUUCAACUUCAAAACAGUCCGUCAAGCCAAGAAUAUCAUGGAACUAAUGAUACAAGAAAAAUCCUUUGGUAAAUGCCACUCUCCCUGCAUUUAUUAUGGUAACUCCCUGCUCCUGAAUUCUGCCAUGCAGCCAGAUCUGACAGUGAGCCGGACAUACAGCGGACCCAUCUGUCUGCAGGACCCUCUGGACAAGGAGCUCAUGACAGAGUCCUCACUCUUUAACCCUUUGUCGGACAUCAAAGUGAAAGUCCAGAGCUCGUUCAUGGUUUCCCUGGGAGUGUCUGAGAGAGCUGAGUACCACGGCAAGAAUCAUUCCAGGACUUUUCCCCAUGGAAACAACCACAGCUUUAGUACAAUGCAUCCCAGAAAUAAAAUGCCCUACAUCCAAAAUCUGUCAUCACUCCCCACAAGGACAGAACUGAGGACAACUGGUGUCUUUGGCCAUUUAGGGGGGCGCUUAGUAAUGCCAAAUACAGGGGUGAGCUUACUCAUACCACACGGUGCCAUCCCAGAGGAGAAUUCUUGGGAGAUUUAUAUGUCCAUCAACCAAGGUGAACCCAGCCUCCAGUCAGAUGGCUCUGAGGUGCUCCUGAGUCCUGAAGUCACCUGUGGUCCUCCAGACAUGAUCGUCACCACUCCCUUUGCAUUGACCAUCCCGCACUGUGCAGAUGUCAGUUCUGAGCAUUGGAAUAUCCAUUUAAAGAAGAGGACACAGCAGGGCAAAUGGGAGGAAGUGAUGUCAGUGGAAGAUGAAUCUACAUCCUGUUACUGCCUUUUGGACCCCUUUGCGUGUCAUGUGCUCCUGGACAGCUUUGGGACCUAUGCGCUCACUGGAGAGCCAAUCACAGACUGUGCCGUGAAGCAACUGAAGGUGGCGGUUUUUGGCUGCAUGUCCUGUAACUCCCUGGAUUACAACUUGAGAGUUUACUGUGUGGACAAUACCCCUUGUGCAUUUCAGGAAGUGGUUUCAGAUGAAAGGCAUCAAGGUGGACAGCUCCUGGAAGAACCAAAAUUGCUGCAUUUCAAAGGGAAUACCUUUAGUCUUCAGAUUUCUGUCCUUGAUAUUCCCCCAUUCCUCUGGAGAAUUAAACCAUUCACUGCCUGCCAGGAAGUCCCGUUCUCCCGCGUGUGGUGCAGUAACCGGCAGCCCCUGCACUGUGCCUUCUCCCUGGAGCGUUAUACGCCCACUACCACCCAGCUGUCCUGCAAAAUCUGCAUUCGGCAGCUCAAAGGCCAUGAACAGAUCCUCCAAGUGCAGACAUCAAUCCUAGAGAGUGAACGAGAAACCAUCACUUUCUUCGCACAAGAGGACAGCACUUUCCCUGCACAGACUGGCCCCAAAGCCUUCAAAAUUCCCUACUCCAUCAGACAGCGGAUUUGUGCUACAUUUGAUACCCCCAAUGCCAAAGGCAAGGACUGGCAGAUGUUAGCACAGAAAAACAGCAUCAACAGGAAUUUAUCUUAUUUCGCUACACAAAGUAGCCCAUCUGCUGUCAUUUUGAACCUGUGGGAAGCUCGUCAUCAGCAUGAUGGUGAUCUUGACUCCCUGGCCUGUGCCCUUGAAGAGAUUGGGAGGACACACACGAAACUCUCAAACAUUUCAGAAUCCCAGCUUGAUGAAGCCGACUUCAACUACAGCAGGCAAAAUGGACUCUAGUCCACUUCCUCCCAUGAGACAGAGUGAUGGCCAGCUUGGGGACAUUUGCUUUAAAUGGGAAAGAGGCCGCUUUCUGCCCAGUGGCGUUGGGGGAAUUCAGCCUUCAUUUAUAAUCAGUGAGAUUCCCCUGUUGAAGAAACUAAAUUUUAUAUAGGUAAAACAUGUUAAUAGGGAAGAGUACAAGCUCUCUUACAUAUAAGAGGGCUCUACUAUCUCCUUGGAAUCCACAUUUGGGUUAACUCCUCAGAUUUGGAGUGGCAAGGAUAAAAGUGAGGGCAGAAGUAGCUGUGGGAAAAGAUGAGCUAUGAUAAUGCUGGGAAGGCAGAGAUUGAUUAAGUGCAUGCUUUGAAAUAGGUUUUUAAUGAUGUGCCCCAAAGGGCCAGCUGAUUCUGGUACUAGAUUGUCAGAGUUUUCUACCAACUGGCAUCUGUGAUGUCAGAGAUCAUUGUAAAAAUGGCUUUUAGACGUGAAACAGGGUUGCCAACCCAUUUGUAUGACUUCAACAACGUCAAGGAGGGCAUUUAGAAUUUAGAAUCUGAGCACAUCACACCAGCACCAGCUCCCUGUCUCUUCUAGCCACUUAAUGGAGACACAAUGGAGAGGUAAGACAGACCACAAACUAGUUCUUAUAGUGUACUCCACCUUUUACUUUUUUCCUGAGACAAAUCUACCCUUAUUCUUUCUUCCUCUUCCUUACCCCUUGCAGUAGGGAGGUAUCAAGGAGCAUAAUUAAACUUGUCAAUACGGAAAGUUGUUUUUUCUAACACAACAAAGUGGGACCAUCUCUAUUCCCAUCUAAGCCACUCAAAUUGCUGAGUGCUAUUAGAACACAGCUUAUUACAUGGAUAUGGGGACAGGAGAGAUUAAAGCAGGUUCAAAAACACAUGAACUGCAGAUGCCAUAGGCCUCAAAUCAGCUGUAAUUCUAGGAGACACGUGUUGAUCUAGUUAUCUAACAUUGUUGUUAUAAGAAAAUGAGUUUACUGCAUUUUUCAAUCCAGAUUCUUGAAAUUGUCUAACAUGUGGGUACUGUGUCAUCACAAAAUCUCUCAGUAAGGCUAUAUGUGAUCCUCAUUUUGCCUCUUGGGAAAUUAGCAGAUAGUCUUUGCUCUAAAUGAUAUCUGAGUAAAUAGACUUGAGGAAUCCUCUACCACAGUGUCCCUGAAACCACAUGCAUCAUUCAGGAAGCCUUCACCCUGUGACUAUUCAGCCUCCCUGAAUAUGCUUUCUCUAUAGAACCACUAACAUAUGGCUAUUGCUCUAUGAUUUUUUUUUUUACAUUAGGAGGCAGUGAUAUUGUGGAAGAUUGAAAUCCACAGAUAAUUCAUGACCCUCAUCUUAUCACUUUACUCCAUCUUUUUAUCCUAUUAAAUUAUUUUUGACAAGAUGUCCUGGUAGACUAAAGGUGAACAGAUUUGCUCUUGCUCAUCUUCUGGUGGAUAUUUUAACUUGCUAUUCACAAUCAGGACAACCAAAGUCAAGGACCCAGAUGAACCACAAGGCAGCUAGUCAGCUACUUAGAGGUUGGUUACAUUCGAAUAAAAAGUAGUCAGGGAAUGGGGGAGGUGGGGAGUUGGGGAGUACUUGGCAGUUGGGAUAUGAUCCAUUUUUUUAAACAAGUUUUUUGUAGAUCCCUUGUAAAAUAAUAAUAAUAAUGUUGUGAAUCUCCAUGCCAAGUGAAAAAGGCCUAAAGAUGAGUUGAAUUUGUGAUACCAUGGGUAAGGCAUGGAAGAACUCUUGAAUGUGUUGGCCAUUUUCUCUAACUAACAUGUGGUAUGUAUGGUCCCCUAUAUUAGAUAGAAGUCUUUGCUACAUGUAAUUCAAAAGCAUCUCGCUUUUCUCAGGAACCAAAGGCUUAUGAUGUAGGACAAAGAAAUCAUCUUAGAACUGUCAAGCAUAUUUUCACAAUACCAUGUCAAGAUCAGGAAAACACCCUUUUGCUAGUGUGCUUAACUUAUUUAUUUCUUCUAGGAAACAAUAGAUAAACAGCAUGAAAAUGUAAAUCAUCUGGCAUCACUGAUAGAAUUUCUGAAAGAGAAAGAGAAGUAGAUGGUCAACCAGUCACUAGUUGGUUGGCAUGAGGUGGUGUGCAGAGGAAAGCUGCAUUCACUAUUGAGUAAAAACUUGUAGAAAGCACAUUAUAGAGCUUAUGUUGGAAUCCAUCUUGGAGGAUUUUUGUUUUAAACUGUCUUUAGCAUUUUCCCUCUUCCCUUCUAAUGGGCAUUAUAAUUGUUUCAUCUACUCUGUGAAUCUACAUAGGUCUUUUUUUUUAGAUGUUUGAUACAUUUUAAGUAUUUUUAAAUAGAUGAAAAUUCUAAAUGAUUUUCCCUCAAAUCUAUCUAGAUUAUUUUAAGAUGAGACAAGAUUAUUGUCAAUCCCUGAAUGUCUGGAGUUACCUCCCAUGGAUUUUUUUUUCCUUUGGCCUGGGUUUUAUAAACAACUUGAACAUCAUAUCAUAUAGGAUAACAAAGGAGGAAGUUAACUUAAUUCACCUCAGACUUCAGCCUAAGAUUCAAUCAAAUUCAUCCUUCAGCCUGUCUUGUUUCUUCUUUAUGUUUCUUUUACUUAUUGCUGCUAGGAUCCUACAUAGGAUUUCUAUAGAAAUGUAUGAAAUUCUGUGGUCACUGCAUGUCAGGAUUGCACAGUAUGUUACAAUACAAUUUCAAAGAGAACCCACAUUUGUGAGAUUUACAGACCAAGGUGUGGUGGAGGAGGUAGAAUUGCAGAUCAGAUAAAAAGUGAGCUUACACUUGAACUUAGUUAUUCACUGUGACCUAAAUUUAGUCCUAUUGUAAUAUGUGCCUGUCACAACACAAAUACCCCUCUUGAAAGAGAUUUACUCAUCUAUCCAAGCACUUAAUUUGGAAAUUUUAUUGUCCUAUUGCAAAAUGAAACAAAAUUAAAAGUGGCCUCGAGUACUUGGUAAGUUACUUAAAAUUUUUACAAAAAUAUCCCACUCAAUGCCAAAUCUUUCAGUCCUCAAAGGCAUUUAAGUCCAAUAGUCAUGCUUUAAAUAUGGCUUUAAAUUAUGCCACCAAAAUGGUGCACUUCACAGAUUCACCAGACUGUAGCAUCAUAAAGUUAAUUUACAGUUUUUACAACAUUGCUUCUACAUUCUUACUGGUUUACAUUAAAAUCCUUUAAGCCAAAAGGAAGCUUGCUCUAUGGAUUUAAAUGCAAACUUCAUUUACCAGUGCAGGAAGUCUCAUAAAACUCAGAUGUACUCCCACAAAAAUUUUAUUGGCCUUUUUGUAAGAGAUGAAAAAGAAUUGACACAGUUCUCUUUAAAGAGAAGAACUUUUUUAUUAUUAUUUUUAUCUCCAACUGCAGGUGGUGUCUUUUGCCAAGGUCUCUGUAUUUUUCUUUCAGUUGUCUUUGGGAGGGGAUGUUAAGUCAAAUCACUAAAACAGGGUUCUCUUUGGAUUAAAAGUUCUGGAUUUAUUGCAACUAUUUUCCUUGAGAAACAUUCUCAGCAUCAGGAUUGAUAAACAAAUGUAGAUGAUUAAAAUAGGAUAAUUGGUUUUAGAUAAUAUCUUCUACUGCCAAACUUCUGGCAAAUUUACCUGUGAAUUUCAAAAUGUUAUAAAAUCUCUUGAUAUGCUUUUGUUUUUCCUUUUAGCCAUUUUCUCUUCAAUUUCUUAGUCCCUCUGCCCUCUGUAAAUGUGUUGAGUGAUAUAGCUAUCAGAUGUAUUGAAGGCAAAGUUCUCGCAGAGGUCUCUGUUCCAGCUCUGUAAAGGUCACAGGAAUCGUGAAGGAGCUGAGAAAUCUUCCUCUCCGGCCCACUGUCUGUGGCCCAUUGUCAUUGUUUCCUCAUGAAACAUUGCAGAGUUUGAAUCCUCAGUAACUCUCAUUGACUGGAUUAGAGGUGAUGGCCACAGCAAAUGGGAGAGCAAAAUGUUGGCCUACAGAGAAUGACACAAUUUUAUUCGCCUUUGGUGUUAGUUGCCAUAGUGCUGUAUUUGAAAAUCGAUGCUUUAGCCAAAAGCUGAAUGACCACCGUUUCCGUAGUUUCCACUGUUUUGUCUGCAUAGAAUUUUCCUGAACUACAAGCAAAAAUGUAUUUUGUCCAAUGUCACAAAAGUGAAAAUGUUACUAAUCUUAGAUGUGUUGCAUAUUUUGUGUUUUUACGUUCCAAACUCUUUCAAAAGCUGCCGUUACAAAGCUGUUUGGCUGUAUUGACAGCAUGUGGUGUUUUUACAAAAGCAAUUCUAGGAGAGCCAGUGUCUACCAUGAACUCCUGACAUCCCCACUCCAGGGUCAUUCAUGACAUUGAAAUGGCAACUUGUACACUGUAAUUCUUCGAAAAGUAACAGGGGAUGGAAAUCAGACCUGGCCGUUAGUCACUAGUGUGUAGUACCGUGAUCUGAAGUAGGAAAUUUAACUGACAUAGAAUAAUUGUGGUUUUUGAAGCAGCUACUCAUUGCUUUUUCCUUUUGCUGUGAAGAUCAUGGAUUGGGAAUGUCCUCGUGAGGUGGACCUAAGGCAGUAACAUUUAAACUUCAUGUCCUAGCACCCGCCCUCCAUCUGACCCAAAGAUAAAAAAGGCAUCAAGCUUCAUGGUUAUGCCUAAGCUUAAAAAUUCCCUUCCCCACUACUAAUAUUGAGUUCAGCAGGGCCCCAUCUUACUUAUUUUUCAAAAAAGUUAUAGCUUUGAAUUAUAGACUAUAUUACUAAAUUUGGUAAGGUAGUUCUUUGCAUGAAUGGGAAUGUGUGUCAAAAUACUUUCACAAAAGGCAUGAUUACAAUGGAAAUGCCCCUUUGCCUCCAGUUUUGCUAACCCUAAAAAGUAUUUCACUAAUUUCAAGCACUGUUUACACUCAAAUCCCAAAAUUGGCCAAAUUAUAUAAUUCUCUUAAAUUUUCAUUUCUGUAGGUGGAGAUUUAACUAUGGUUCUGGUGAAUCAUAGAAGGGAGAGACAAUAUUUGAGGGGAGUUUAUCAGCAGAAUAUCAUGCCUUAUGACCCCAUUACUGAAACACAGACAUUACAAUCAGAAAUAGACCUAAUAAUUCCAAUAUCCCUCCAUUAACUAGUUCCAGUGAUGCUGAGAGACACAGCACCCUGUGCCAGGUAUCAGAAAUAUAAGCCUCAGCAGAGGGUAACUGAAAACUUUCAAUCAGAAACACUCUCCAAGGCUUAUGGCUAGAUUAUGUAGGUCACUACCAUUCAAAACUUUUCUAUACAAAGGUGGAAAAGCACUCAGAAUCUGGGAAUUUUCUGGUUGGAAGAACAAUGUUCUCCUUUUCCAAAUUGGAAUAAAGACUCAGAAUUACCCAUUCUUCAUAAUCAUGUCUGAUUGGUACAUACACUCCAGGAAGUCUCAACCUAGAAACAUUUCCAACCUAAGCAUUUAAAGGAAAACUGGCUCAUUCUUCUGACCCAAACUCAAAAAAUAUGAGUACUUGCGUACCUCCAUUUCUGCAUGAAGAUUUUAAAACAGAUUUCAUUUUUUUCUGUUUAUUUUGGGAAGGUGCGUGGGGGUGUUCUUUCAAGUGAUUCACAUCUCAAACCCAUACCACUCUCAACUUUUAUUUGAUGUGUUCAAAGCCAAAAAAUAAAAUAAAAUAAAGCAGGGCUGAACACUUAAUUUGACAUGAAGCUGAAGGACUGAGCAAGCCAGAGGAGAGAGGUUGAAUGAAGCAUAGCCUUGGCUUCAUACCACACUUUUUGUGCCUUGUAUUAUCAAUGUAAAUUCUGAAUGUUGUACAGUAAACUUGGAUGGACUUCUUAGAAAAGGCUGCACUGGCUUCUUUUUCAGCACAUGUACAUAUCUAUAAAUAUAUAUACAUAUAUAUUUGGUAAUGCCAAACAGCUCUGUUAUAUUGUAUUGAACAAAAUGGACGGUUUGGAUGUUUUAUGUCGAGUUUGCAAAAAAAAAAAAAAAAAAAAAAACUGGAUGGUUGCAGACUUUUCAAGAUAAAUGUACAGACGUAAAUUACUGCAUAUCAGUUAUUUAUGAAUAAAGAGUCUUUUAUUGACA
Homo sapiens (human) is the source of this 17595-nucleotide messenger RNA. It is a transcript of the gene UNC5D, whose product is annotated as unc-5 netrin receptor D. The record is from RefSeq and is a predicted model, not a curated record. Gene Ontology annotation, cellular component: plasma membrane; membrane. The transcript has 18 exons. Lineage: Eukaryota; Metazoa; Chordata; Mammalia; Primates; Hominidae. Gene Ontology annotation, molecular function: netrin receptor activity. The coding region runs from base 8925 to 11618 and encodes 897 amino acids. Gene Ontology annotation, biological process: signal transduction; netrin-activated signaling pathway.